AUGACCUCACUAGACGCUUAUCUUCCGAUCUGCACCUCUUCCUUCUUUGGGCUCCGGGGGCUUAACGACCUUUUUUUCUGCUCUUGUCCUUCAGUCAACGAGGGCCUCAUCAUGCCUAGAACACUACCCUGGCAACGAGUCCCAACCGAGCCAGUCAAAAAAGAGGAAACUCCAAGAAAACGCGUCAAAACUGAGUCUGAGCUCGAUCGCGAUACUACUCCCAGAAAUCCUCUGGGCUCACCAGCAAAGCGCAAUUUCUUCAGAUCUUCUCAAUCCCCACCAACAAGCCCCGCGAAGCAAUGUCCUCCGGAAGAGUUUCUAAUACCAGGGCUUCAUCGCGAUGACAGAUGGGUCAUGGUCGAGGACGAGUUUUACGCGGUGGCGCAGACAUACACCCAACAUCUGCACUAUGCGGAGUAUGUCAGGCGAAGAAAGGAAGUCAAAGAGAACCAUGGGAUACCUGCAGAGGAUAUUGAGAGGCCUACAGACGAUCGCACUCCACUUCCGCAAAGAGUCGAAACGCAAAGAGAGCUUAACACUCUCCGGGAGCGACAAACAUCCGGGCUCGCACACCUGGUCGAGGAGAGGUCAAACGAAGUUGAGGGAGAUGAUGAUGAAUUAUGGGUUGGCACACACCUGCAUGGCUUUAUGUCAAGUCCACGCAAAUCGCGCUCUCUGGCCGGUCAUCAAAUCCCCAAGUCAUCUACUCGAGCCGCGGCAGGAUUUGGGCAGCUGCCUGUGGCGCGAGCCCGAGUCAACAGCAUCGGCAGCUUCACAUCGGAAAAGAAGCGCGCUGAUGUCGAGACGAUCGACCUAGACGAAGAAACGGCAUCGGGCUCUGAUGACGACCUGGACAAUAGGGGUCCCGCGCGCAUGGCACCACCGCCCAAAAGAGCUCAGUCCGUGAUGCAAUCCGGAGGCACACCUCGAGCCCGCUAUCAAUCAGAGCUACAAGUUACGCCUACGCCAAAGGUCAAGUCAUCACCAUCCAAUGCACGAUCCAGCCAAACGCCUGGAUUCAAAUCUAAAAUUCAAUCGCUUUUUGAUGACCUCGAUGACCUACCAGAGACACCUCAGACUAAUAAUAGAUUUCACGCCGAAGAAAACACCAAGACCCUGCGACCCGAGACAUGCAAAAGAAACAGUCUAGACCCAAAAAAGCCCGGACACAGCGAAGUGCCUAUAUUUCUGGGAUGA
Messenger RNA from Penicillium salamii, 1197 nucleotides. The record is from the annotation of a GenBank genome assembly. Lineage: Eukaryota; Fungi; Ascomycota; Eurotiomycetes; Eurotiales; Aspergillaceae.